GCUAUGGUGAUGGUAUUGUGUACUCGCCUCUUCUGAUUUACCAGCUCACCUGUAUGUCUUGUGUCUUGUUAUCAGCAUGUCAGCCAAUGGAAGCUCAGCCAUCCCACUAGAUAUCAUCGAUGCCAAAUCACCAGCCAAUCAGUACCUGGUUCAGCUACUGGAAGACAAAGGGGCAGUGAGUUUCCAACCAAUGACAGAAGAGAGGAUCCGGCUGGUCUUCCAAGUUUUGGACAAGGUGAGCCCACAGCUGGGCACAUUCUCCCGUCUGAUGGGGCUCCUCGGAGCAGAGUUACAUGAUGCUGUAUACAUACACCCAGGCAGUCAACUUUGGAAGGGCUGGAAGGGGACUCAUGCAGCCCCAUAUUUCAGCCUGGCGCAGCAUAUGCAGGAUGAGCGAAACGAGGAAGUGGACCGACUCCAGUCUGAGAUUCAGCGGAAAAACACCAUCUUGUCACAGAAAGAAGAGGAGAUUGUGACACUCAGAGAUAAGAUGUCUGCUGUGCAGGAGAAGAACCAGACAUUGCAAUCUGCCAUGGCUGCUCUGAAACUGGAGGCCGAGGAGAGCCGGAGGAAAGCAGAGAAAUUGGAUUUGGUGAUCCAGGCUCUGGACAGACAGCUUGAGAUGGAGAGACAGACACACAGACAGUCCUUGUCUGAUCUUCAGAGUCAGCUAAAUUUUUGCCAGGAUCACAUACAGGAGAUGAAGGAAUACACUGCAUCCUACCAGGCCUUGCAACAAGCUUUCCGGUCUCCAAUGACCCGGUUGAAACCAAACAUCUUGUCAGCACCAGGGAAGGUUCCUGCAGACCGGACGGCGGUCUCAUCGACAUUUGUGUCAUCAUAUCUGCAGACCAGCAGACACAUGUACCAGCAGCUUCUCCAUGUCCGGAAUACCGUCAUGGAUGACUUUGAUGCCUUUUUAGAAAGACAAAGUAGCAAAUCAGAAAACGGAGGAUCUCAACCACAGUUGGAUGGAGAGACACAAAGCUUCCUGACCACCCUGGAGGAACUGACACAAGAGCUGUCACUGCUGAGUCAGCAGAGAGAGAGUCUGGAGGAGCGACACGCAGGGUACAACCAGGUCUUGUCCACCACUCAGAGCCUGAAUUCUGGACGUCUUAUACUCAGUGACACAUCUACACAGUCCCUAAAGGAGGCGGAUGAGGAGAACGUUGGACGAUUUCUCGCCGCAGUUCUGUACCCUGAUGAAACGCUGCUGAAUCGCUACGCUGCCAUGAUCUACACCAGCUCAGACAACGGCAGGAUCUUCGAGGAGCUGCCAGGAGCUGACGUGUGUCACAGCUGUGCAGAGAAGACCCUUCUGUGUCCUCACAAGUUCAGAGAGAGUAAGCUGAUUCGCCUGCCCCAGAACUGCACCCACAUUAAAAUCUGCCGCCCUCAGGUGCACCUGUCUGCAGUGCAUGCCAAGAUAGAAGCCAGCAAGUCGAUGUCUCUGGUGGGCACCAUUCAUGGGAACCAUACAGCGAAAAUUGCUCAGAGGUCCCUAGACAGCACCAGGAGCCAAUCAGAAGCAGCCAGCUGGGCUAUGGAUACAAGUUUCCCUGGGCUGGAGAAGGAGUUUGAGAGGAUCGAUCUGAAGACAGAAUCUUGUAGAAUGAUAUCCUUGGAGCUUUGUGUGUCUGUGACUCAGCAGCUGGUGGCCACCAUUGUUCUACAGCUGGAAGGCAAAUCCCAGAUCAGCCAAAUCCAGGACUCGGUGUGGGAAUUCUUUAGGAAGCGCUACAUCCAAGAAGAGAUCAGCCGUCGAGGAUUGGAGGACUACCUGUGCGCCUUGAGGCGGUACGCCCCAGAUAGUCAGGUUCUGCGUCUGCUGGGAUCAAUACUGACACAUGAUCUGGAUCCUUCCAUACUGUGCUAUGUCCUCCUUCAUAUAGAAUCCCUCCAGGUAUCUCCACUGUCGGAUAUGGGCCACUUCCAGUUCUUUCUGCAACAGCACUACCAGUUCCUAGAGGAAACAGAGCAGGACAGUCUGCUGCUUGAGUUCACAGUCUACAGCGAAAAAUGUGUAUCUCCCUCCCGUGUUAUGAGUUUUAUACUACAUCUGAUUCUGCAGCAUCGGGAACCACUCAUCACAGAGUGUCAGGAGGAGUUGUCCACCCACAUGAAGACCCACGCUGGCCAUUUGACAGUGGAAGAGCUGGCCGGAGCUCUGGAUGAGAUGUGUCUCCGCACAGACAAAACACAGAUGGAGGCUUUUAUCCAUCGCUCUGUAACUCUGACUGGAAGAAACCUCAUCACCCUCCACAGUUCUGCCCAGAUUGCAGCGUACCAGAUUGAGCACAUUAGGCGAUGGAAUAAGAAGAAAUCAGAAGUCAGCCAUCCAGACUCAGAUCCAGGAAACACAGGAAUGACCGAUCUCCAUAUCCUGCGCAAUAUACUCCAUCUCACCAAGAGUUAGAGAGCGGAAGUCUCCGGACAAAACUGCUGCGCCAACUGUGACGUCCUCCCAACGAGGCAGGAAGAUUGCAAUGCGUUUGUCAAUAUGAUGGAUGAGAUUUUAGUUUUCAAAUAAAUCCGUGUUUACUCCUCAA
Molecule: messenger RNA, 2552 nt
Organism: Rana temporaria (common frog)
Lineage: Eukaryota; Metazoa; Chordata; Amphibia; Anura; Ranidae
Exons: 23
Coding region: 77-2419 (780 amino acids)
Source: RefSeq, a predicted model, not a curated record